Messenger RNA from Castor canadensis (American beaver), 3379 nucleotides. Lineage: Eukaryota; Metazoa; Chordata; Mammalia; Rodentia; Castoridae. The record is from RefSeq and is a predicted model, not a curated record.
CAAGCGAGACAACACCGGGCAAAUUUGGAGGAGAUGCCAACCACCUAGGCUGUGUGCGGGAGACCAUGGCUCAUCACACCCAGGAGGAUGGUGGCAUCCAUUUCCCUUUUCCCUUCCCGCCCUAUUCCAUCCAGAAGGAGUUCAUGGCAGAGCUGUACCAGGUUCUGGAGACUGGCAAGAUCGGGAUAUUUGAGAGCCCAACUGGCACGGGAAAGUCCUUAAGUCUCAUCUGUGGGGCCCUUUCCUGGCUCCGUGACUUUGAACAGAAGAAACAGCAAGAAGAGGCACGUCUCCUUGAACCUGGAGCUGGCCCUUUGUGUGAUGGGAGGGAGCUGUCCCUGCUGGCCUCAUCUUCCUGCCAAGAGCCCCCUGACACUCCAAGGCCUGCAGGAGAACCCGACUGGGUCACCCAGUUCGUGCAGAAGAAAGAAGAAAGGGACCUAGUGGAGCGACUGAAGGAGGAGCAGGUGAGGAGGAGGAAGCGAGAGGAGCGCCUGCAGCAGAUCCGCCAUGAUGUGCGGCUCAAGUACACAGCCAAGCGCCUGAGACAGGAAGAGGAAACUGAGAGUCUCCUGCGCCUUAGCAGAGAGAUUCUGGCUGCUGGAUCAGGAGUGGAGCAUCUGGAACAGCUGGAAUCUGGGGAGGAGGAGCUGGUCCUGGCCGAAUAUGAGAGUGAUGAGGAGAAGAGGGUGGCAAAUGGAGUGGAUGAGGACGAGGAUGACCUGGAGGAAGAACAUAUAACUAAGAUUUACUACUGCAGCCGGACACACUCGCAGCUGGCCCAGUUUGUGCAUGAAGUACAGAAGAGCCCUUUUGGCAAGGAAACCCGACUUGUCUCCCUGGGCUCCCGGCAGAACCUCUGUGUGAAUGAAGAGGUGAAAAACCUGGGUUCUGUGCAGCUUAUCAACGACCGCUGUAGAGACAUGCAGAGAAACAAACAUGAGAAGAGCAGAGCUGAGGAGAACAAGCCAAAGAGGAGGAGGCAGGAGAGCCGGGCCGCCUGCCCCUUCUACAACCAUGAGCAGAUGCAGCUCCUCCGGGACGAGAUCCUGGUGGAGGUGAAGGACAUGGAGCAGCUCGUCACUCUGGGCAAGGAAGCUCGGGCCUGCCCCUACUACGGAAGCCGGUUUGCCAUCCCUGCAGCCCAGCUGGUGGUGCUGCCCUAUCCAAUGCUGCUGCACGCAGCUACCCGGCAGGCUGCAGGCAUCCAGCUGCAGGGCCAGGUGGUAAUCAUCGAUGAGGCGCACAACCUGAUCGACGCCAUCACAGGCAUGCACAGCGCAGAGGUCAGCGGGUCCCAGCUCUGCCAGGCCCAUUCCCAGUUGCUCCAGUAUAUGGAAAGAUACGGGAAGCGUUUGAAAGCCAAGAACCUGAUGUACAUCAAGCAGAUCCUGUACUUGCUGGAGAAGUUUGUGGCUGUCCUGGGUGGGAACAUUAGGCAAAAUCCCAACACACAGAGCCUCUCGCAGACAGGGGCGGAACUGAAGACCAUCAACGACUUCCUCUUUCAAAGCCAGGUGGACAACAUCAACCUGUUCAAGGUGCAGCGGUACUUUGAGAAGAGCAUGCUCAGCAGGAAGCUCUUUGGCUUCACAGAACGCUAUGGUGCUGUCCUCCCAGCCUCCCAGGAACAGUCCAGACUGUCUGGCUUUCAGCACUUCCUGCAGAGCCUUCAGUCCGGGACCGCUGAGGCCCCCGAGGAGGAGGGUCAGGGGGCUCCACGGCCUGCUUCCCCACUGAUGCACAUUGAAGGGUUCCUUGCAGCUCUCACCACUGCCAACCAGGAUGGCAGGGUAAUCCUGAGCCGCCAAGGCAGCCUCAGUCAGAGCAGCCUCAAGUUCCUGCUCCUGAAUCCAGCGGUGCACUUUGCCCAGGUGGUGAAGGAAUGCCGGGCGGUGGUCAUUGCGGGUGGCACCAUGCAGCCGGUGUCUGACUUUCGGGAGCAGCUGCUGGCGUGUGCCGGGGUGGAAGCUGAGCGAGUGGUAGAGUUUUCCUGUGGUCACGUGAUCCCUCCAGACAACAUACUGCCCCUCGUCAUCUGCAGCGGGCCCUCCGGUCAGCAGCUGGAAUUCACAUACCAGAAGAGAGAGCUGCCUCAGAUGAUGGAUGAGACGGGGCGCAUCCUCUGUAACCUGUGCAACGUGGUCCCUGGAGGGGUGGUGUGUUUCUUUCCCUCCUACGAGUACCAGCGUCAGGUCUAUGCCCACUGGGACAAGAGUGGCCUGCUGGCCCGCCUGGCCAUCAGGAAAAAGAUAUUCCAGGAACCCAAGAGAGCAAGCCAGGUAGAGCAGGUGCUCAUGGCGUAUUCCAAGUGCAUUACGUGCUGUGGCCAGGUGGGAGGCACAGUGACAGGGGCCCUGCUCCUCUCUGUAGUUGGAGGAAAGAUGAGCGAAGGAAUCAACUUCUCUGAUGAUCUGGGCCGGUGUGUGGUGAUGGUGGGCAUGCCUUACCCCAACGUCAAGUCUCCAGAGCUGCAAGAGAAGAUGGCCUACUUGGACCAGACCCUUCCUAGGAGCCCAGGUCAGGCACCCCCAGGGAAGGCACUGGUGGAGAAUCUAUGUAUGAAGGCUGUCAACCAAUCCAUAGGCAGGGCCAUCAGGCACCAGAGGGACUUUGCUAGUAUUGUGCUCCUGGACCAGCGGUAUGCCCGCCCCUCUGUUCUGACAAAGCUGCCAGCCUGGAUCCGAGACCGAGUAGAGGUCAAAGCCACCUUUGGCUCUGCCUUUGCUGCUAUGCGGAAGUUUCAUCGACAGAAGUCUGUCCCUUCCUGAUGGCUAGUUGCACCACUGCCUUAUGCCAGGCUCUUCUUUUACCUGUCCACUCAACAUAGCCUUUGUCUUGGGCCUAAGAAGGUGAAACCCACGUGGAGAGCAUUGAGUCCAGACCAGCCUCCUGACCUGACGGGCUGCCAGGAUCCAGGCUUACAUAGAAAAAGCCAGCACAUCUGGUUCAUUCUAAGAAGGAGUGAGCCUGGCCCCCUCAGGUCAACUCGUCCCAUUCAGCGUGGCCCAGGGUCAGCUUCCUGCCUGGCCUUUGCAGGAGGCUAUAGAAGUGGCAGCCUCUACUCAAGAGGUGAGGCCCACCCUAUCUCUGCCCUUUCUAGCUAAAAUGAGCUGUUUGAGACUUUCACCCUGUCAUCUAUAUUAUAGGCCCCCCAUUUUUAGCUCCCUGGCAUCCAUGGGGCGCUCCCCAAAAUAAACACGUCUUACUUCCUAACCACAGCCCUGCCUCUCACCUGUUUCUGGGCCCUCUGUAGUUCUAGCUCCCUGGCUUGGCUCCAGGGCUUCCCUCAAGCCAGUGGCACCUCCCUGUCUCAACCACUUGAGCAAACUCCAGGACACCAUCUACCCUGACAUCAGAAAUUACACCGAGGGCCAUU